UUUGGUCAUUGUGUCCUCACCUUGAAAACUAAUUUUUAUAUGAGAAGCUUUUCAUUCUCAGAUGAACUGAAAAUGCCUGAUACAGUGCGUUUCCUCAAAAUCAUAAAGAAUCCUGAACUGAAAUCAUGUUUAAGACAAAGUUUGCUUGGAAAAUUGGACUCUGAUGAAAUUCUUGCCACAUUUUUUAACAAGGAAGAGUUGACUUACAAGGAGACAUUCUGUUUCACUAAAUCCAAACUUGCUGAAGUUAAAAUGUCCCCUAAAGAAAAGAUUAUAGAGAUUCUCCCUAAAACUGUGUCUGCAUUUGCAAACACUGACGGGGGAUAUUUGUUCAUUGGCUUAGAUGGGGACAACCAGCAAAUCAUUGGUUUUGAAGCAGAGAGGAGCGAUCUCGAUCAUCUAAAGAGUGAAAUAGAGAAGUGCAUCCAACAGCUGCCUGUCACUCACUUCUGUGAGGAGCAGGAGAAGAUAAAGUACACAUGCAAAUUCAUCCCAGUCCACAGACCUGGAGCUGUGUGUUCCUAUGUCUGUGCACUGAGAGUGGAGAGAUUCUGCUGUGCUGUGUUCUCUGCAGAUCCCGAUUCCUGGCAUGUGGAAGACAGCUGUGUGAAGAGGUUUACCACAGAGGAAUGGGUCAAGCUCCAGAUGGACACCCCACCAGGUUUUUCCAGGCGAAAAGAUAAACGGACCCUUCAGUCAAGCAUCCCACCCCUCUGUCCCUGGAGCUGGCGUGCUGAUGACAUUCCAGGGAUUCAGCAACAGAGUGAUCACCUCUCAGGUAAUUUCACUCUGGCUCCCUGUGUUGGUUGUUAUGACUAUGUUCAAGCCUCCUUGCUUAAACAGGGCUCAGUGUUGAAAUCUAUCUCCAUGGUUCCUGCACUGGGAUUGAUGUUCGUUUUCAGGUCCCUAGAUUAACUUUGUCUCAAACAGAAGCCAGCCCACACCAUUAUUCCAGCACACGCCUGUGCACAACAGCGAGAUAGCACCAGUCUACAUAUAACAUUCUGACACAGGAGGACAGACAAAAUGGACUUUCUCUCCAAUGCUCACCUUCCAAAUAGAAGGCAACUGUGUCCCUUCAAAUUCCUGUACUGGAUACAAGAUUUUCAAGAACCAUGAGUUUACACUCUGGCUGUAAUUGUCAGUCUAUGCUCACCAGGGAAGCCUGGCCUGCCUUGUGGUCUCCUCUGAGGCAUCCUCUCCCCAUCCCUGGAGCUCCAGGAAUGUGCUCUGCUCCCUC
Peromyscus maniculatus bairdii (prairie deer mouse) is the source of this 1240-nucleotide messenger RNA. NCBI's taxonomy places the organism in Eukaryota, Metazoa, Chordata, Mammalia, Rodentia, Cricetidae. The record is from RefSeq and is a predicted model, not a curated record.